Molecule: messenger RNA, 885 nt
Organism: Bipolaris oryzae ATCC 44560
Lineage: Eukaryota; Fungi; Ascomycota; Dothideomycetes; Pleosporales; Pleosporaceae
Exons: 1
Coding region: 1-885 (294 amino acids)
Molecular function (GO): hydrolase activity
Source: RefSeq, a predicted model, not a curated record
AUGUCGAUACGUUCAAUUACGGGCACCUGGGAUUGCCAUAUCCACUGUUUCGAGCCAGACAAAUUCCCGUUCAAAACGCCUCGGGCCUAUACUCCAUGUCCCGCGCCAGUCGACCUGCUUCUUCAGAACCUGCUCACGAAUAAUGUCAUGAUUGUCCAGGCGUCUGUCGAAGCAUCCAUGGAUGGUCUCCUUGCAACCCUCGAAUACUGCGGCAAACGUCCGGACCACUUCUCGGGGCUGGUCCGAGGCACCGUCCUCGCCGACGCUAGCACGCCACUUUCGUCUUUGACCGAUAGCCAGAUAGAGCGGAUGCACCUCCUAGGUGUCCGAUGCAUCCGACUCCACGGGGUAUAUGGGGGUUUGGGGCAGGACCCCGCAUGGGUGCAGCGCCAAAUGACGGCGCUGGCGCAAGUGAGCCAAGUGCGAAAUCUGGGGUGGAAAAUCUCGGCCCAGUUGCCGCUCGCAACAUGGUCGCAACUCAAGCAUUUCAUCUUGACAGACAAGCAUCUGGCUGGCCUUCCUAUUGUGGCAGACCACAUUGCUUGUGCGACUCCAUCUGACCAUGGAAGCUUGGCAUUGCACGACUUUGUAGAGCUGCUCCAAUCUGGUCGCGUCUACGUCAAGAUCUCGGCCCUUCACCGCCGCAGCCCACGGAAUAUCCAUGCCAUGAGGGACAUAAUAAGCUUACUGGCACGAUCUGCUCCCCAGGCCUUGUUAUGGGGUAGCGACUGGCCCCAUGUAGACGCGUCACAAAACGACUUCGAAGCGGGUCCGUUAGAAGGGGCAGACCCCAGCGCUGAAUUGGCCGCUGUUCAGAGCUGGCUGUCUACGGAGCAAUUCCAAGACAUGCUGGUGAACAACCCAUGCCGACUAUUUGGCAACUAA